Dovyalis caffra is the source of this 1263-nucleotide messenger RNA. Lineage: Eukaryota; Viridiplantae; Streptophyta; Magnoliopsida; Malpighiales; Salicaceae. The record is from the annotation of a GenBank genome assembly.
AUGAAUAGUGCUUGUGAUGAUCUCCCUGCUGUCUUUGGCGCAUGCACUUGGCCAAUUUCAGCAAUGAACCAGAGUGAAUCAAUGUGGCCAUUAGGAAAGAUAAUAGAAGUUUCACCUGCUACUUCAAUAUCAUCGUUCCAAGAUGUGGUGCAGAUUGAAACUUCCCAUCAGAAUCCUCAACCUGUUAUGAUCGACAGGAAUGAAUCAGAGCUUGCACUAGAAAAGCUGGCACUCGAAUUAUCAGUUAGUAAUAUUACUAGCACACCUUCUUUGCUUCCACCGUUAACAACAUUGUCUCUAAAUGAGAUAGUGGAGAUAAGCCAUCAAAGGUUUGAUCAGAACCCCCAAGUUUCAGGUAUGACAAGGAGUGAAUCUGAAUUGGCCUUGGAAAAGUUUUUAGACGAAUUGUCAGCCACUGCUUCUUCUGUGGUGCCACUAUUGCCAACUUCAUCGAUAGUUGACAACGAGAACAUAAUAAAAGUAGAAAAUCCUAAACUUGCUCAAGCUUCAGCAUUGGAUAUUAAUUAUGUGCUUAAGGCCAAACUCAAUAUGGCGUGCGCUGCUGCUGCCGCCCUAUUUGGGGGAUCGUCUACACAUCCCGAAGAUCCAAUACAAGCUGAACAAGAUUUUGGGCCAUCUCCUGAAUCCGAGAUUGAUGCUAUGCUGAGAAAGCGAAAAGUACAAAUAAGGCAAACAAUAAGUGAUGCAUCAUCUAAAGAAAACUCAGAAACCAUUGAACAAAUAGAUCCUGAAGAGGCAAAACGUGCGAGGAGGCUCGAGAUUGAUCAAUUAAUGUACGAGCAUGCUUCAAUGGCAUCAGAAUUGGCUAAAGUACGAAAAAUGCAUCAUGAUGCUAUUGCUGAGAAUGAAAAAUUGAAGGAUGAAAUUGGGACAUUAAAAGCUAAGGUGAAUAAGGUUGAAGAAAAUGUUGAACAACUGAUGAAGUUGAACCCCAUGCUCAUCUUGAAUUUUCGGAGGCAAAGUGACAUGCAAUUUGUUAGCUGCCAAGCAAGUCAUGCAUCUUCAAAUGUUGUGUUCAAUCUGGAACCAAACUCCAUCCAACAAGGGCAGGCAGAUCUUGACAAUGCUCCUUCUACUUCUUCACUUCACAGAGUGGCCAACAUCUACUUCCUUGACGACAAUAACGUUGCCAGAAAGCCACAAAUUGAUGAUUCGAAAAUUACAAGUACAAUCAACAUCGGAUCACGGAAUAUAUGCGGCAAUGACAUGUCAUUCAUUCAAGGUUGCCACUUUUUUGGUUAA